AGACCGCGCGCCCGCUAGCCCCGACCCGCCCCGCACCCGGGCCCGCGCGGGCUCCGGCCGGCCGCAGCCUCGUCCUUCUCCAGCCCGCAGGCCUGCGCUACCCCGGACCACGGGCGCAGGGAGGCCGAACGCGGACUCGCCAGCAAGCUCCAGAAUGGCAGAAGACGAUUCAUAUUUGGGAGGGCAUGAACAAAUGUAUCAUAUGGAUCCUUUGAAUCAUCCAAUAUUUAAUCCAGAGUUAUUUCAACCAGAGAUGGCGCUGUCAACAGCAGAUGGCCCAUACCUUCAAAUAUUAGAGCAACCUAAACAGAGAGGAUUUCGUUUCCGUUAUGUAUGUGAAGGCCCAUCCCAUGGUGGACUUCCCGGUGCAUCUAGUGAAAAGAACAAGAAGUCCUACCCUCAGGUCAAAAUCUGCAACUAUGUGGGACCUGCAAAGGUUAUUGUUCAGUUGGUCACAAAUGGAAAAAAUAUCCACCUCCAUGCCCACAGCCUGGUGGGAAAGCACUGUGAGGAUGGGAUCUGCACUGUAACUGCUGGACCCAAGGACAUGGUGGUCGGCUUUGCAAACCUGGGUAUUCUUCAUGUGACAAAGAAAAAAGUAUUUGAAACACUGGAAGCACGGAUGACAGAGGCAUGUAUAAGGGGCUAUAAUCCUGGACUUCUGGUGCAUCCUGAUCUUGCCUAUUUGCAAGCAGAAGGGGGAGGAGACAGGCAGCUCACAGAUCGGGAAAAGGAGCUGAUCCGCCAGGCAGCUCUUCAGCAGACAAAGGAGAUGGACCUCAGCGUGGUGCGGCUCAUGUUUACAGCUUUUCUUCCGGAUAGCACUGGCAGCUUCACAAGGCGCCUGGAACCCGUGGUAUCAGACGCCAUCUACGACAGCAAAGCCCCCAAUGCAUCCAACUUGAAAAUUGUGAGAAUGGACAGGACAGCUGGAUGCGUGACUGGAGGGGAAGAAAUUUAUCUUCUCUGUGACAAAGUUCAGAAAGAUGACAUCCAGAUUCGAUUUUACGAAGAGGAGGAAAAUGGUGGAGUCUGGGAAGGAUUUGGAGAUUUUUCCCCGACAGACGUUCAUAGACAAUUUGCCAUUGUCUUCAAAACUCCAAAGUAUAAAGAUGUCAACAUUACAAAACCAGCCUCCGUAUUCGUCCAACUUCGGAGAAAAUCUGAUUUGGAAACUAGUGAACCAAAACCUUUUCUCUACUACCCUGAAAUCAAAGAUAAAGAGGAAGUGCAGAGGAAACGGCAGAAGCUCAUGCCCAAUUUUUCGGACAGUUUUGGCGGUGGUAGUGGCGCUGGAGCUGGAGGCGGAGGCAUGUUUGGUAGUGGCAGUGGAGGAGGGGGUACUGGAAGUACAGGUCCAGGGUAUGGCUUCCCACAUUAUGGGUUUCCUACAUAUGGUGGAAUUACCUUCCAUCCUGGAACCACUAAAUCUAAUGCUGGGAUGAAGCAUGACACUGAAUCUAAAAAUGACCCUGAAAGUUGUGACAAGAGUGACGACAGAGAGGCUGUAACUAUCUCUGGGAAAGUAAUUGAAACCACAGAACAAGAUAAGGAGGCUUGCGAGUCCAGAGAUGGGAACGAUGAGGUUGCUCUGACGUAUACAGUGGGAGUAAAGGAAGAGAAUGCUGGGUUUCAGGAUAACCUCUUUCUAGAGAAGGCAAUGCAGCUUGCCAAGCGGCAUGCGAACGCCCUUUUCGACUACGCAGUGACAGGGGACGUGAAGAUGCUGCUGGCCGUCCAGCGUCAUCUUACUGCAGUGCAGGAUGAGAACGGGGACAGUGUUUUACACUUAGCAAUCAUCCACCUCCAUGCUCAGCUUGUGAGGGAUCUGCUAGAAGUCACAUCUGGUUUGGUUCUUGAUGGUAUCAUCAACAUGAGAAAUGACCUUUACCAGACUCCCUUGCACUUGGCAGUGAUCACUAAGCAGGAAGAUGUUGUGGAGGAUUUGCUGAGGACUGGGGCUGACCUGAGUCUCCUGGACCGCUUGGGUGACUCUGUUUUGCACCUAGCCGCCAAAGAAGGACAUGAUAAGAUUCUCAGUGUCUUGCUCAAGCACAAAAAGGCAGCACUACUUAUCGACCACCCCAAUGGGGAAGGUCUGAAUGCCAUUCACAUAGCCGUGAUGAGCAAUAGCCUGCCAUGCCUGCUGCUGCUGGUGGCCGCUGGGGCAGAUGUCAACGCUCAGGAGCAGAAGUCUGGGCGCACAGCACUGCACCUGGCUGUGGAGCACGACAACAUCUCCUUGGCGGGCUGCCUGCUCCUGGAGGGUGAUGCCCAUGUGGACAGUACCACCUAUGAUGGAACUACACCCCUGCAUAUAGCAGCUGGGAGAGGGUCCACAAGGCUGGCAGCUCUUCUCAAAGCAGCAGGAGCAGAUCCCCUGGUGGAGAACUUUGAGCCUCUCUAUGACCUGGAUGACUCUUGGGAAAAGGCUGGAGAGGAUGAAGGAGUCGUGCCUGGAACUACCCCUCUAGACAUGGCCACCAGCUGGCAGGUGUUUGACAUAUUAAAUGGGAAACCAUAUGAGCCAGAGUUUACAUCUGAUGAUUUACUGGCACAAGGAGACAUGAAACAGCUGACCGAAGAUGCAAAGUUGCAGCUCUACAAGUUGCUAGAAAUCCCUGAUCCAGACAAAAACUGGGCUACUCUGGCACAGAAAUUAGGUCUGGGGAUACUUAAUAAUGCCUUCCGGCUGAGUCCUGCUCCCUCCAAGACUCUUAUGGACAACUAUGAGGUCUCUGGGGGUACAGUCAAAGAGCUGGUGGAGGCCCUGAGCCAGAUGGGCUACACCGAAGCAAUCGAAGUGAUCCAGGCGGCCUUCUGCACCUCAGCAACCGCAGCCUCCAGCCCAGUGAAGACCACCUCUCAGGCCCGCUCGCUGCCUCUCUCGCCUUCCUCCACACGGCAGCAAAUAGAUGAGCUUCAAGACAACGACAGCAUCUGUGACAGUGGCGUGGAGACAUCCUUCCACAAACUCAGCUUUACAGAGUCUCUGACCAGCGGCAGCUCGUUGCUAACUCUUAACAAAAUGCCCCAUGACUACAGGCAGGAAGGACCUAUAGAAGGCAAAAUUUAGCCUGCUGGCGAAUUCCCACGCAACGUAAACCAGAGCGCUAAAAUUCCAGUGCAUUGUCCAAAGGAAGGAAGGUAAAGUGCAUCCAAAGGUGCUCAGAAGAAAACUGGCCGCCUGAAUCAUUCUUGAUUUAAUCCAAGGCCUUUUAAAUUUGGCUUCCUUUCUUGGUUCUUAAAUAAAUUUUAGUUUGGUUUACCUACAGAUAGUAUCUAGCGAUCACAGCGCUCAGCUGAGCUGGUGCAUCGUUGGGGGUGAGGUAGCCUAUUGAGCUUUACCGGCUGCUCCUGGAUUACAGCUGCUUUCUGUUGUCAUUGCUGCCGUCCCUCUGCUGUUUCCCACCAUCGUUAAAAGUUAUCACUGUCCCCACCUGGUAUUCUUUCUAGCCGUCCACAGCAUGGCUAGAUAUUCACAUUAAAGAUCAAGAAAAGGGAUUUUUUUAAAUGAUAGUACUUUGCGUGCAAUAAAAAGGGCUUAUUGCUUUUUCUCUGUGAUUUGAAAAAUAAAAAACAUGUACUUGUCAAUAUUUAAACAUAGUUACAAUCAGUGCUGAAAAUGGUAUUUCCCCCCUUUUCUGCAUUUUGCUAUUGUAAAUAUGUUUUUUAGAUCAAAUACUUCAAAGGAAAAAAUGUUGGAUUUAUAAAUGCUAUUUUUUAUUUUACUUUUAUAAUAAAAGGAAAAGCAAAUUGAUGACCUCACCUAUUCUAUCUCUGCGAAUACUUGUCUAAGAUGAUUCCUUGUAAUCAUGGGAUCAUUCCAUAACCUGGUUAUCAUAUUCACAUUCCCCAUUAGAGUUUUUUUUUUUUGAUCUAGAACUGAACAAAAAAAGUUAUCAAAAGAAACAUGUUUUAACCUAAGAUGAAAGCUUUGGGUUUGUCAAAUCCUGGCCCGGCUCAUCUCAUCUAGACUGUACUGCCUUGCCUUCCUCCAUUGCACGCAACGCUCUACCUCUUCAGUGUCUUCUCCAUGCCUCUGUGACGCACAAAGUAUUGAAAUUUCAACGUACCUGCAGGCCUCAGACAAGGAGCCUUUUAGCAUGAAGCUUUGCUGAUCUGCUCUUCACUCAAAGGGUUGCAGACAAGGAGGAGGGAAAAUCCAUUGAGGUGCCAUGGUGAACACUGUGAUGUGCAACCAAAAUCUCUCUUGAACAAAGUCUUUGUUGGCCACCUAGCUCUGAGAGUGCACUCUAGCUGCCAGCUACUUUGGGGACUGCCUGCACUACCAAGAGCUACCUCCCACAAGGCCAUGCCAUUGCCAUGUGGCCCCCAUGCAACAACUGAUCGAUGUGGGCGAAGAAAGGCCCAUCCAGCUCGAGACAAUGCUGAAGGGCUGUCUGAGCUCCAGUGCUCCCUGUGAGGCUGGGCGAGGUCAUACUGUGCUCAUCUUUCCCUCUGCCCAGUCCUGCUUCCUUCCCCGCCUUCCACAGCUGUUGAUCUCCAGGGAACUCCCUAAUAAACAUCCUGCACACGAAUCUCCAUCUCAGAGUCGGCUUCCAGAGAGCCCAGCCUGCACAAGGGGUUGGGAACCAUGCCAAACAAUUUGCACAACAUGUUAAGUCAUUUCAUCUUGAAAAAACCCAGUGAGUAUGUAGAAUUAUCCCCAAUUUGUAGAGAAGAAAAUUGAGGCUUAAAGAGUUCAAGCAGGCCAUGGCUAAGCUGCUUCUGAGUUUAUCCCAGCUCUGUCUAGCUCCAGAGCUCAUGGGCUGGAAGAUUAUCUUGGUAGGAUAAGAAGGAAGAUAAAUAUAUUGAGUGCAGAAGUAUAUACCCCACAGUAUAUAGCAAUUUAGUAUAUAUAAUAAAGUAAAAUUUCAAAUCAAUGAGAAAAAGAUUAUUCAGUAAAUACGUGUUCCAACUGGUUAAUCAUUUGGAAAAAAAUCAGUCUGAACCCCUACCUCCCUCCUUUCAUAAAAAUAAUUUCCAAAUGUAUCAAAAAUUAAAUAAUAGAAAUUCUAGACAUCAUGGAUGAAUAAUCUUGACGUAGGGAAUGCCUUUCUAAGCAAA
Messenger RNA from Cynocephalus volans (Philippine flying lemur), 5070 nucleotides. RefSeq names its product nuclear factor kappa B subunit 1 (gene NFKB1). NCBI's taxonomy places the organism in Eukaryota, Metazoa, Chordata, Mammalia, Dermoptera, Cynocephalidae. Gene Ontology annotation, cellular component: cytoplasm. The transcript has 24 exons. Gene Ontology annotation, molecular function: RNA polymerase II cis-regulatory region sequence-specific DNA binding; protein binding; DNA-binding transcription factor activity, RNA polymerase II-specific. The coding region runs from base 155 to 3076 and encodes 973 amino acids. Gene Ontology annotation, biological process: regulation of DNA-templated transcription; signal transduction. The record is from RefSeq and is a predicted model, not a curated record.